ACGCGCGCGUGACUAUACAUUCAGCCUAGUUUUGUUACAAAAAAUAUUUAUUGUUAUCUGUGGAGCGAUUGUACCUUAAUUUUUAAAUCAAAAUUAAUUUGAUUUGUUUAGUGUAUUGUUACAAUUAAAAUGGACAAUAAGUGAGAAUUUUAAGUGUUGUGUGUUGUUGAAAUUCUUAUUUGCCGGUAAUAUUCAGAUGGCUAAACAAGAAUGUAUCACCGCGGGAGGAAGAAAAUGAGGCAAUUCAUCAUCAGCACUCUCCUCGUGCUGAGCUGUCCAGCAUUCUCCCACACCAAGUCCAUCGUCUCCACGCAGACACCCACCAAGUAUGGAGAGGACAACCUUGAUAACAGCAUCAUCGACUUCGAUGAGGAGUUCUCACUCAAGUACAAUAAGAAAUAUGGGAUGAUCCCAUGGAACUCCAAUGAAAACUUCAACAAAGAAUCACAUAGAUAUACAAUAGUUAAGGACUUUGAUAAGAAAGUAGAUAAUAAUAGAAAUAGAACUGAAACCAAAUUAGACAUAACGUCUACCACAGAUUAUAGUGUCAUACCAUUAGAACUGUUAAGUACAACAGAGAAUGCUUUUGUAAGUAUAUUUGAGAGUACAAUCGAGCCAGACUUGACGGUGAUACCGCUGUCUACCACGAGGAAGACACCCAAACUAAUCAUCGAACAAACGGUAACGUUACCGAGUUCGACACCGGAAACAGAAACAUCAACGUAUUUCAGUGACGAUGAAACAACCACAGUUACUGAUAGUCCCGUCACAGAGCGAUAUACAAACAAACAAGCAGAUUUGGAAACAACAACAGCAACAUACGAUACUACUACUGACGUCACUGAAUUGAGCACUGUCUCACCUGCCACGAAUGCUACUGAAGCAAAUUUGGAAACUUCAACAGUAACCGUGUCUAACACAACAGUACGAGUAAAUUUAAGCAGAGUCGACUUCGGUUCUGAUGAGGAAGAUUCAGACGUUCCAAUCUUUACAGAACUGGAUACAGAAGUGCAGGAAGAAGUACCAGAAGAUUAUUAUGAUGCUAAGGACGUGGUGCCAACGACUGUGCCAAAGACUGAUGCAUUGUCAGUGAUUUUUGGGCUUGCUGGUAGUGUGGUGGAGAGUGUAGUGGAGAGUGUGGCUGAGAGAGUGGUGCCCAAGGGUAUAGUGGACCUAUUCAAGAGGAUGCAGAGGCAGAGUGAAAUGUUGGAGGCAGAGAGGCUUAGGAGUCGAGAGGAAAAUGGUGGUAUUGGUCAAUUUGGACGUGGGAUCCUGAAGACCAUCUCCUCCAGCAUCAGCAAGCCGCUCAACCAGUUGAUGGCAGGAGCUCGAGAUAUUGGUUCAUUGGACAACGACCGAGGAUUCGUUUCCAGCUUGGCCUCAGGAGUCACCAGCGUGGCCAACGUCGCCAACUCCUUGGUAGACUCCUUUAAAGAUCGGGUGCAGGCUAUUUAUCCAGGAACGGUAUGGUGUGGAGAUGGUCGCUCAGCCACGGCUCGCUCCAGUGACCUGGGGCUGUUCUUCUUCACCGACACCUGCUGCCGCCAGCACGAUGCCUGCAAGCUGUACAUCAAGGCUGGAGAGUCCAAAUAUGGAUUGACCAAUACUGGACUGUUUACAAGGUCUCACUGCAGCUGCGAUGCAAAGUUUCGUGACUGUCUCCGGCGCACCAACUCCUUGGUAUCAGCACAGAUCGGAGUCACAUACUUCAACAUCCUCGGGCCGCAGUGCUUCAGGAAUGCGCACCCUAUUGUCAAGUGUGUUAGGAAGACCAGGAUAACAGGUCAAAGAUGUGAAGAGUACGAGCUGGACUACACGAAGCCAAGAAUGUGGCAGUGGUUCGACAACGAAACCUUCUGAUCCCGGUCUCACGAAGACAAGAAGUUACCACCUUAUUUCAGUAUAUUGGAGAAGACCUAAGUUCUUAAUAGACUGGAGAAGUCUUAAGGUCUCAGUAGACCGGAGAUGAUUUAACUUUUCAGUAGACCGGAAAAGAUCUUCUCAUUAGACUAGAGAAGACCGCCUUCUGCAUACUAUGGACACGAUAAUAAUGUCAAAGAUCUGAUAUCUUUCGAAAAAGAUAUUGUGUCAUCUUUUGUGGAAAGAUGACGUCCAGUUUUUAAAUAUAGUUGGACGUUUAGUUAGUAUG
Spodoptera litura is the source of this 2149-nucleotide messenger RNA. RefSeq lists its product as uncharacterized. The record is from RefSeq and is a predicted model, not a curated record. Gene Ontology annotation, biological process: phospholipid metabolic process; arachidonate secretion. NCBI's taxonomy places the organism in Eukaryota, Metazoa, Arthropoda, Insecta, Lepidoptera, Noctuidae. Gene Ontology annotation, molecular function: A2-type glycerophospholipase activity.